AGAGUCUUCUCCCUCUCACCCAAUGAUGACGUCUUGCGGUGUGAGCAUUUAUGUUUGGACGGCGUCUCGAACGGACAACGUUAGUGUGACCCACAUGUGCACCGUUGCGAAAAACCAGUCACGAUGCACGUGCGAGACUUUGACCCAGAUCUCACGAUCGAAAGUCCUGGUGUUGACGGGGCAUGAAAAAUCUUUUCACGUUGUACGGGGUAUAUAAGAGGCGGGAGCGCGGGUGAAUAUGGGGCACCCAUCAACUUCAGAUCAUCAAGUCCACUGCAUACACACACUACACUACAAUCACACAUCACGAACCAAGUCCUCAAACUUUCGCAAACAAUCUCAAUCUCAACUACCUCACACCACCAAACACCAAAACCUCAAAAUGAGCAUCACGGACUACCACCCACGCAUUCUCUCCCUCGCCAGUGGCGGCUCUUCCAUCAUCUCCACACCAACUCACCAGUCUCGCCGCGAGUCUCACGAGUCUGCAUACGACGCACAUCAUUUCACGUCGCAGCAGCAACUGAAGACAGAGAACACACUAAACCAGUCCAUCAAGAAGAUGUGGAAGGAAAUCAAGCACGCGGCUGCUGAGCACCACAAGAGUGUAAACGCGGCCUACCAGGCGAGUUACGGCGCGGGUAUCAGGGUGCCUUCUACAGUGUCAAAUUAGGAUUUGAAGCGUAUACUGUGCUUGAAUCUUGGGAUAGGAUGAUGGCGAUGGGAUGUGGAAUAAAAUGCGGAGAGGGGACGUUCACUGUCUUUGAGGAGGAGAAGAGAAAGAGGAGGAACUAAAAGUGCUUUUUUAAUUACUUCAGCAUUAUACCCCGAGCGCUUUACGCCGAGGAGGAGCGGCCAGUGGCUCUGAACACUGUUAAUAUCUAAUCGAGACAAUACUUGUCACGCACCGCG
This is a messenger RNA of Cucurbitaria berberidis CBS 394.84, 912 nucleotides long. RefSeq lists its product as uncharacterized. NCBI's taxonomy places the organism in Eukaryota, Fungi, Ascomycota, Dothideomycetes, Pleosporales, Cucurbitariaceae. Bases 383 to 673 code for a protein of 96 amino acids. The record is from RefSeq and is a predicted model, not a curated record. The transcript has a single exon.